Molecule: messenger RNA, 386 nt
Organism: Tigriopus californicus
Lineage: Eukaryota; Metazoa; Arthropoda; Copepoda; Harpacticoida; Harpacticidae
Exons: 3
Coding region: 42-386 (114 amino acids)
Source: RefSeq, a predicted model, not a curated record
AGAAUGAUCCCACAGUUGGCUUGGGAACUCAAACCCUCUGCAUGGCCACAGAGGCCAGCUUCCUGGCCGACCCUGACGUCUUUCACACUUUCCCGUGUAAAGAGAUCCGGGGGGGAGAGUUCAUUUCUAUAAUCAAACGAGGUUCUGGGACUCUCAAGAUUAAGGAGAUCGGGAUUUAUGAACAAAACGGUGGAUUUCAACUGGGCUAUUUGCCAUUGACAGAGUGCCUCGAGUUCUUUCAAGUGGGCAAAGUCGUCGAGGGCGAAUAUUACAUUGAUCCCUCUGAAUCCGGCAGCAUUGACCGAGCUUUUCCCGUGUAUUGUAAGGAUGGAUGGACGCAAAUCUUGAGGCGGGGACAACAUGGAAAUAAGCAGAGACCUGUCUAA